AUUGUCAUCCAGACUGGAGCAGCUCCACAGAGACUAAUGUGAAACAGAUUCACAAGGUUAAACUAAAUGUGCUCAGGGCCAUUUUCAUGUGCUAUCUGGGUCAGAACUGAUUACACCAGAGUGCGAUGGAAUCUGUAUGAACUCGCCACAUGCCUCCCACUGUGCGUGUCUCGAACGCUGACAUCAGGAGCCUUAAUUCCUUACUUCUGCUUGGAAAUGCACGAGCUCAUCAUUGGUGUGAAUCCCAUUUCUUACUCUUACGGAAACAAAGACAUACGACAAAAAAUACCAGCACAAAGCAGUUUUUCACACUUUUAAGAUUAAGCAGAUUUUGCCAAAACAUAUAAUAAAAAAAAAUAUAUAAUAUAAUACUGUAGCAUAUGUGUUACAACCACUCUCAUUACUAUAAUGUAGCAAGCUUGGACACAGAAAUUUGCUCAUGUCCUUAUUUUUGUGACUCCAUAAAAUAAAUAAAAUGAAUACAGUGUGUAGUGUGACGGUCCCAGGGCUCUGGCUCACAUGUUCAGUGCUGUUAUCAGUAUAUUUAUACUACGUUAUACUGCUACUGUAUAACCUUUCAUAUCCAGAUGCCACAUGCUGCACUGCUUUACGGUGCCUCUCCAGAACCAGCCCAUGUGUGCAGACACCAAACAGCUGUGAAGGCCCCAUGAAUGUCAACGGGUUAAUGGAGUGCCUCAUUAGCAUGCUUAUGUAUAAUCACAUUACAGGGGCAGCGGGGCAGCUCGCGGGCCGCCGGCUGAGAGCAGUGACCGUGAGUCCGCGCGCGAGACACGCACGCCCCGCAGGAGCCGCCGCGGUCACCUGAUCGCGGCGGCUCGGGCUCUGCGGCGACGGCGCCUUUAAGAAAACGGAACUGAGCCUCGGCUUUGACGCGCCGAGGUCGUGGGCAGGAAACGCCAUGCGAGAGGCGAGAAGCGAUCACGCUCCCGAGCGCCGCGGCACGAUACGGUGCGACCAACAUGCGCGUUAACCCGCCACGCUAACGCGCAGCAGCGGCCGCUCGCCUCGGUUCUGCUCCGCGGGCUUGGACUCGACUCCGACCCGAGCCGCGGCGCACCCUCCCCGGGCUGCGCGGAUUGAAGACAUCGGGGCCGCUCGGCGGGGUCGCGAGAGCGUCGCGGAAAAAGGAGGCGUCCGCCGUUUCCCCUCCGCCAGAAAUGAGGGAGUACAAAGUGGUGGUUCUGGGCUCGGGCGGAGUCGGCAAAUCGGCGCUGACGGUCCAGUUCGUGACGGGCUCCUUCAUCGAGAAGUACGACCCCACGAUAGAGGAUUUCUACAGGAAGGAGAUCGAGGUGGACUCGUCGCCGUCGGUGCUGGAGAUCCUGGACACGGCCGGAACCGAGCAGUUCGCCUCCAUGCGCGACCUGUACAUCAAGAACGGCCAGGGCUUCAUUCUGGUCUACAGCCUGGUGAACCAGCAGAGCUUCCAGGACAUCAAGCCGAUGCGGGACCAGAUCAUCCGCGUGAAGCGCUACGAGCGGGUCCCCAUGAUCCUGGUGGGGAACAAGGUGGACCUGGAGGGGGAGAGGGAGGUUUCUUCCGGGGAGGGCAAGGCGCUGGCCCAGGACUGGAGCUGCCCGUUCAUGGAGACCUCGGCCAAGAAUAAAGGCUCGGUCGACGAACUGUUUGCAGAAAUAGUCCGACAGAUGAACUAUUCCACUGUUCCCAGUGGCGGCGACCAGUGCUGUUCGUGCGUCCUGCUCUGAACCCCUCCCCUCCCCACGAACCGCGCGUCCGGACCGAACCGAACCCGAGCUUCUAACUUGUCCCGCAGGCUUCUUCGCAAACGUGUUCUCUCUCCUUACACUGUUGUCUUAUUGUUGCACACAAACGCGAAUCGACUGGGACAACGAUCGGUUAUCUGUAAUUGUCUGGAAAAAGUGUUUACAAUGACAAAAGUACUUGAAUGUUUUUUUUGGAUUUUUUUAUGGCUUUGUAUAUGACACUUCUCUGGAAAUGUGCCUCGAUGGGAAUGUCUUAUUGUGAAACCUAAGAGACACGUGUUUCUGGUUAAUUUCUGUGUUUUUAUUCGUUGAGUUGUGCUGUUGCAUCUGUCAUGGAGAUUGUGUGUGUGUGUGGGGGGGGGGGGGGGGGGGGGGGGGGUGAUCAUGCCAAAUCCCUAGGCAGAGUUGGGAUCGGUCACUUAUUAAGGCCUUUUAACUGGAGUCGGCCUGGACGUAUUUGAAAAGAAUAUCCCGGAUGAACUUCUGAACUUCUCACCACUCAAGCCUUGCGCAGGUUUCACGAAUCGAAUGUGGACCCGGUUUGAUCCGACCCUCUACGAUGCUGUAUCUGAAGCUGAGGACUGUGCUGGAGUUGUAGUUCCUUUUUCUCCCGUCCGUCCCCGUCUCUGGUCUGGUGGAGCUCGCACUCAGCCGACCGCGUCCCUCCGGCCUUAGUGCAUUGCUGUCGCUGCACGGGGGACACCCCGGACCCCCGUGUCAAGUGCCUUCCUCAGAACCCCCCCCCCUUCGACCCCCCCCCCCCCCCUUGACUGUGCCAACUGAUGAGCGUCUCGAUGGCAAUCAGAACUUUUAUCGCCGUUUUCAGCACACGCUCCGCUUCGCGUCCGGCGCCUGCUCUCUUCUGGUGUGUGUGUGUGGGGGGGGUGGGGUCCGAAUUCAGGCCGUUUCUCGAGGUACUAGUCCAGCAAGAACAACAGCAACUUUGACCUCCUGGGAUUUGGGUUUUGGGGGGCGAAUGAGAAGCCAUGUCUGUCUGAAUUAGCUAGACUUGUUUUUUUCUUCUUUUCUAAAAAUGUGACCUUUUUUUUGGACUUACUGUAACUUACUUGACUUACUGUAAUUCUCCCUUUGGACAAAUCUGCCACCCAGCUGUCAGUUUGAGACCUUGUAAUACAUGCAUUUUACGUAACCGCGUGCUGUAAUUGAUUGGCGGUCGGACCACGUUGCUGCUACUGGAUCACAGUCACCUUUUAGACGCUUCUCCUUCAGCUCACAGCAUUUUGUGUUACUGCAUCUGACGCACAACUCUUCCCACCGCACCGGAGAAAGAAUCUCCUUCAACACCCAGUUAGUGUGACGUGCUCCUGGAGGUGGUGGUAGGCUCACACAUUUCGGGUCCAUUUCCAGUCCCAUAUAUUUACAACCUGUAACUAAGUGUUAUUACAUUCUGUGUUUGACGAGUCGUGAAGUGCGAGUCAUAAUGAACCGAUGAAGUCCUGUUUUCUACAUUGUUUUUUUUUUUUUUUAGCUAAAUUCCACGAGGCCGUGACUCCCACCCUGUCUCCACAUCUGCGGGGUUUCAGACGUUACUGGUGGGUGUUUCCCCAGUGAAACCAUUAAACCUGGACACACAUGACUGGCGACCGCAGCAUAAGGUGUUCUACUUACACAAAG
This is a messenger RNA of Betta splendens (Siamese fighting fish), 3380 nucleotides long. RefSeq names its product ras-related protein Rap-2b-like. Lineage: Eukaryota; Metazoa; Chordata; Actinopteri; Anabantiformes; Osphronemidae. Gene Ontology annotation, cellular component: plasma membrane. Gene Ontology annotation, biological process: negative regulation of cell migration; Rap protein signal transduction. The coding region runs from base 1179 to 1727 and encodes 182 amino acids. The record is from RefSeq and is a predicted model, not a curated record. Gene Ontology annotation, molecular function: GTPase activity; GDP binding; GTP binding. The transcript has a single exon.